GUUACAAGUCCCAGGCAGGAAAGGGGAAGUAGAGCGGAUCAGAGAGAAAUAAGUUUUCUUUAGUUGGUUCAGAUCUUUGUCAGAGUUCGUGUUGACUGCUCAGAGUCCAUGAACUGAGGCUUCCGUUUCAUACCCCAUCUAUCUUCUCUAUUUUACUGGACAUCAGAAGUUCUGGAAGGCAUGGCGUACCAUAAUUUUUUGUUGGAGCCCAUCAGUUGCCACGCCUGGAACAAGGACAGAAGCCAGAUCGCUUUGUGCCCGAACAAUCAUGAUGUCCACAUUUACAAGAAGGACGGAGCCAAGUGGACAAAGGUUCAUGAGCUGAAGGAACAUAAUGGCCAGGUGACAGGUAUCGACUGGGCCCCGGAAAGUAACCGCAUCGUCACUUGUGGCACUGACCGCAAUGCCUACGUCUGGACCCUGAAGGGAGCCCAGUGGAAACCUAUGCUGGUCAUACUGAGGAUAAACCGUGCGGCUCGCUGCGUUAAAUGGUCCCCCAAAGAAAACAAGUUUGCCGUGGGAAGCGGAUCCCGCCUCAUCUCGAUUUGCUACUUUGAGCAAGAAAACGACUGGUGGGUUUGCAAGCACAUCAAAAAACCAAUUCGCUCCACAGUCCUUAGUUUGGACUGGCAUCCCAACAACGUCCUGCUGGCAGCCGGAUCUUGUGACUUCAAAUGCAGAAUUUUCUCUGCCUACAUCAAAGAGGUUGAGGAGAAGCCUGGCCCAACGCCCUGGGGUUCUAAGAUGCCCUUUGGCGAGGUGCUGUUCGAGUCGAGCGGCACCACUGGCUGGGUCCACAGCGUUUCCUUCUCUGGCACCGGGAAUCGCGUGGCCUGGACAGCCCAUGAUAGCGUGAUAGCCGUGGCCGAUGGAGAGAAGACCGCUACAAUCAGCAGCUGCAGCUCAGAUUCCCUGCCUCUGCUGUGUGUGACAUUCAUCACCGAGAACAGCCUGGUGGCAGCAGGGCACGACUGCUACCCGGUGCUCUUUGUCUACGACGCGGGCAAAGGCUCGAUCACUUUCGGCGGGAAGCUGGACGUGCCCAAGCAGAGCGCCCAGCGAGGGGUGAGUGCCAGGGAACGCUUCCAGAACAUGGACAAGAAGGCCACGUCGGAGCGGGAGGAGGCCACGCUGGACUCUCUGCAUAAGAACAGCAUCAGCCAAGUUUCUAUCCUGGAGGGUGGGAAAAGCAAGUGCACUAAAUUCUGUACCACUGGAAUGGAUGGAGGGAUGGCUAUUUGGGACAUCAAGACCCUGGAAUCUGCUUUGAAAAAUUUGAAGAUUGCUUAACUCUGGAAUAACUGAUGCAACAAUACAAACUGAAGGGAAACUCCAAACGUGUUCCCAGACUUAAGCAUCAAACAUGAGAAAAUAAAACAAUUAGCCAAUGAGCAGACGUAUAAAAAUUGUCAUUAAGCAGAGAAUUUACUGUUGCAACCUGUUCAUGCAUAGAUGUAGUUUCAAGAAAUAUUAAAACCAAGCUCAAACUGCAUGGUAUAAAUUCCUAAGGAAAAAACAUUCCAGGUGUUAAAAUCCUAUUAAAAAAUAUAUAAUCAUAACUCGCUUAGUAUUACACAGCAUCAUAGAUUGAAGGAUCUUAUACAUUUUACAAUAAUUAUUCAGUUCUGAAACUAAUAGACAGUUUCUUCGCAACUGUGCAUUAAACAUUACAAGGAGAAUUUGGAGGAGAUGCAAUGAUAUGAGGAAAUAUUGUGAAACAUGCAUUUCUGUGCAUUUUAUGCUUUUGCAAAAUAAAUGGCUUUAGCUGUG
Molecule: messenger RNA, 1770 nt
Organism: Brienomyrus brachyistius
Lineage: Eukaryota; Metazoa; Chordata; Actinopteri; Osteoglossiformes; Mormyridae
Product: actin-related protein 2/3 complex subunit 1B-B-like
Exons: 10
Coding region: 181-1290 (369 amino acids)
Biological process (GO): Arp2/3 complex-mediated actin nucleation
Cellular component (GO): Arp2/3 protein complex; actin cytoskeleton
Molecular function (GO): actin filament binding
Source: RefSeq, a predicted model, not a curated record